Plectropomus leopardus (leopard coralgrouper) is the source of this 301-nucleotide messenger RNA. The record is from RefSeq and is a predicted model, not a curated record. Lineage: Eukaryota; Metazoa; Chordata; Actinopteri; Perciformes; Serranidae.
AGUGUUGGGGCAGGAACGAGGAGGAGCGGCUGAUCAACUACCUGAUAAAAGAGCGAGGAUACAACAAAGAGCUGCGACCUGUUGAGAGGCAGCAGGACGCCGUCGACGUUUACCUCGCGCUCACGCUGUCCAACCUCAUCUCUCUGAAAGAAGUCGACGAGACUCUGCUGACGAACGUGUGGAUAGAUCACACGUGGUAUGACUACCGACUGUCGUGGAACGUGUCAGAGUUUGACGGCAUCGAGGCUCUUCGUCUGCCGACCAGCAUGGUUUGGCUGCCGGAGAUCGUGCUGGAAAACAA